UCCUUCCUCCAUUGACUGAAGCGGAGCUGCGGGAGGAGAAGAAGACACACCGGACUGCUUCCACACCAGCCGUGUCGUGCUCUCUAAUACCUUUUUAUGAUUUUUUCUUCAUUAAUACACCCGCUGCUUCCGUGAUUUAUGGACAUGAUAUGAGCCGGUCAAGGUCCGGUCCUCCGCGGCCACGGGUGGAUCUGCGACCGUCAGCCGCAGGAUGAACGCAUGACUCCUGUAGCGAUGGAAUGUCAUGUUGCUGCGUGGAAUCAAAGGGAAUCUCGGAUGAUGCCACCGCUGCCAAGGAAAUGGCCCAAAUCUGUCACGUUUUUGUGCGAUUAAUGUGAAAAGAGGAUCUUGUCCUCCGAUUCGUUUUGCCCGCAAGGACAGAGGUUUCCGUAAAAAAAAAAAAAAAAAAGGAAUCAUCAUGUCGGCGGUGAUGAUCACCAAAAAGGUUCGAAAAUGGGAGAAGCUUCCGGGGAAGAACACCUUCUGCUGCGAUGGGCGAGUGAUGAUGGCCCGACAGAAGGGGGUCUUCUACCUGACCCUGUUCCUCAUCAUCGGGACCUGCACCCUCUUCUUCGCCUUUGAGUGUCCGUACCUGGCUGUCCAUCUGUCCCCUGCCAUCCCAGUGUUUGCAGCUGUGCUCUUCCUCUUUGUCAUGGCCAUGUUACUGAGGACCAGCUUCAGUGACCCCGGCGUGCUUCCACGGGCUCUGCCAGAGGAGGCCACCUUCAUCGAGAUGGAGAUAGAGGCAGCCAAUGGCAACGUGCCUGCCGGACAGCGCCCCCCGCCCCGAAUCCGAAACGUUCAGAUCAACAACCAGAUUGUCAAGCUGAAGUACUGCUACACCUGUAAGAUCUUCAGACCGCCACGCGCCUCCCACUGCAGCAUCUGUGACAACUGUGUGGACCGUUUCGACCACCACUGUCCCUGGGUGGGCAACUGUGUGGGCAAGAGGAACUACAGAUACUUCUACCUGUUCACUUUGUCGCUCUCCUUGCUCACCAUCUACAUCUUCACCUUUGACAUCGUCCAUGUGGUCAUGCGGUCCGUGGAUAAUGGUUUCUUGAAUACGCUGAAGGAAACACCUGGAACUGUGCUGGAGACGCUGGUGUGUUUUUUCACCCUGUGGUCAGUGGUGGGACUGACCGGCUUCCACACCUACCUGAUCUCCCUCAACCAGACCACCAACGAGGACAUCAAAGGAUCCUGGUCGGGCAAGAACCGAGUACAGAACCCGUACAGUCACAAGAACUUCAUGAAGAACUGCUGUGAAGUCCUGUGUGGACCCACGUACCCGAGCGUGCUGGACAGAAGAGGAGUCAUGUCGGAGGAUCCUGCUGCUUUUCCUGCGUCAUCUGCUGCUUCUGCGACAUCGGCCAGCAGCAGCCCCUUACCACAGACCCCGCGGGCCGUCCUGUGUCUCCAGAAGCCGACCCCCCCUCUCAUCGUGGAGCAUAACACUCUGGACGACACCAAGUCCAGUGUCGCCGACUCGGCAGAAAGCCUCUCCACCUUCUCGUCGAAGCCCCCCACUGGCCCCGGCCUCCCUCCUCUGGCUUCACCUGAGACAGAUGCGGACACGUCGAUUGCUAAGGACAGCAGCCACUAGCUGCCGGCAGGGGGCGCCACUGCUCCCCCGACCUCUCAGCAUAAACUCUUAACAGGAGAAAGUGACUUCCUCUCUCGCGUCGUCUCCUCGCCGCAGAGCUGCUUGACUGACAGUUGGAUGCAGAGUCUUUGUCUUCUAAAACCGCUGCAUGGAAACGUCUCGCAGGAGGAGAAACCAAACCUCUGCAGAUCACAUGAUUGUCUUCUUUAUUUAUAACUGUAACUCAAGUGUACUCGGCAAAGACAAUAGAGCUUCUCCACGUGUUUAGAUCACAGUGCGUCGGUUCUUGUGCACACACACACCACAUGCUCUAUGCAAAACAUGAGUGGAAGCAGAGGGAAGAAGAACCCUGGAUCACCGCGCAGCAGGAGGAGGAACUGUAGCUACAUUCACUCGACGCCUCUUUCCAGUCAGUUUUAACUCUCAGAUGGCUUCAGUGUUCUUCCCUGUUUUCAUACAACCAACCUGCUCUUCCAUGGUAACACAGUGAAGGGUUAAAUCAGGCGCUGCAUGCGUGCAAGGUUGAACUUUCUAAAACCUAAGUUUGAAUCGGUGUCAAACAGUUUCUGCUAAAAAUGUAAAAAGCAAUGGCUGAUCAGUGUGUUGUGGGUUCAAACUAUCGGUGUAUUCAGGAUGACAUUUUGCCUCACACUUCAUUUCUACUUCCGUUUGUGGCCACUCCCAAACAAGUUCUGUUGCGCACUGCAAUAGUUGAGGACCUGUUUAUACUCUAAAGUGAUAAAGGUUUAUCGUGUUAUGAUUUAUGAUGAGUUAAAGCUAUACUCAUGUACACGGAAAGCAGCCAACUGAAGAAGAGCCUCCUCCUGCUUCCCUAACUGUCUCUCCUCUUCCUGACACCCUGAUGCAAAAAAUAUCUCACCUUCCACGUUUCAAGACCUCAUGGUUGUUUUCACCGAAAGACAGCGACCCGCCUGUGUAUCUAGCCAAUUUAAUUUGGGUCAAAGACGUCACUGAUGAGACUGAGCAGCUGAUUUGUGUGUUAAAUCGUCAUUAGCUUGUAUUGAGAAUUUCGUGACCGUGUCGUAUGGAAGAGCAAAAUUAGUUUGUGUGUAGAGAUUUUAGUCGACAGUAUAUUACCAGGCUGCCCAAAACUAGACGAUUAUAAACUCAGCAAGUCUUGGAACUCUGUAUUUAUCUCUAAUAUGUUCAUUUAAGUUCUGCGGCAUACUCGAACGAAGAGCUAGACAGAUGAAGUAGAGGCGUCCGUAUUGAGAUGUGAAGUUUUGUACUGUGACUUUGAAGCCCUCCCGACGGUGGGUGGACUUUUAGGCGGGUGUAUUUGCUGGGAAGCAAGAAUGUCUGUGACUGAUGUUUCUGAAAAAGAAGGGAAGUUUGUGUGUUGAAUUCAGUUUUUAUCACUGUGCAGAACAAGAGUGUUUGGUUACGGUAUUUGAUUUUUAUGAUCCGUUUUCUGGAGUGCGGUUCUGAUCCAGAGUGACCAGACACCAGGUUGAUGUUUAGGUUCACUUUGUUUGUUAUCAACACUGUGAUCACACGAGUGUCAUUUACUCCACUUCUUUUACAUGAUGUGUCUGGUAACAAUAAAUGCUGUAUUAUUAUUAUUAUGUUAUUAUAUUGAAAACAUGAGUUGUGCUAAAAAUUAA
This is a messenger RNA of Synchiropus splendidus (mandarinfish), 3231 nucleotides long. It is a transcript of the gene zdhhc9, whose product is annotated as zinc finger DHHC-type palmitoyltransferase 9. The transcript is spliced from 9 exons. Gene Ontology annotation, cellular component: Golgi apparatus; endoplasmic reticulum. NCBI's taxonomy places the organism in Eukaryota, Metazoa, Chordata, Actinopteri, Syngnathiformes, Callionymidae. Bases 419 to 1606 code for a protein of 395 amino acids. Gene Ontology annotation, biological process: peptidyl-L-cysteine S-palmitoylation; protein targeting to membrane. The record is from RefSeq and is a predicted model, not a curated record. Gene Ontology annotation, molecular function: protein-cysteine S-palmitoyltransferase activity.